Molecule: messenger RNA, 17436 nt
Organism: Podarcis lilfordi (Lilford's wall lizard)
Lineage: Eukaryota; Metazoa; Chordata; Lepidosauria; Squamata; Lacertidae
Source: the annotation of a GenBank genome assembly
UGAUACUUCACAAAUGGUACCAGAACAUUCAUUUCCUAUCACAGAACACCUCAGGUUGUAGCCUUACAAUUACUUGGGAAUCAUCUCCAUUGAAAUUAAUGAAAUUCACUAUGUGUAUAUAGGAUUACAGUUUCAAUAAAAUAUUCUAGUAUGCAAAGGAAGCAAUCACAUACAAAAGAAGAUGGUGUAAAGCAAGUCCAGCAUAAGAUAUACAAGUGUAAACUACUCCAGAUGCAAGCCCAAUUCAGCAGCAGCACUAUUGUGGCCUGAGGAGGCCUAACUUGGCAAAAGAGAACCAACCUCUAAAGUAUUGUGGGAGUUAUAACAUCCUAUUUGACAGCUUAACUUACUCCGCUUUGCCAAGUUACAUGAUGAAACGGACAGGACAUUUAUUUACUUAUUUAGCCUAUCUCCUUUUCACAGUGACUGUUUCUUGUGUGUUGGCCAAAACCACCACUGUGGUUCUGGCCUUUGGGGCCACCAAACCAGGAUCCAGAAUGAGGAAAUGGAUGGGGAAAAGACUGGCAAGCACCACUGUGCUUUCUUGUUCCCUUAUCCAAAUUGGUGUUUGUGCUGUGUGGUUAGGAACCUCUCCACCUUUCCCCAAUUCUGACUUGCACUCUGUAAAGGACAAAAUAAUACUAGACUGUAAUGAAGGGUCAGUUGUCAUGUUUUACUGUGUCCUGGGUUACAUGGGCUUCCUUGCCUUUGUCAGUUUUGUUGUAGCAUUUUUAGCCCGGAAACUGACUGACAGCUUUAAUGAGGCCAAAUUCAUCACCUUAAGCAUGCUCUUGUUUUGUAGUGUUUGGAUUUCCUUUGUUCCAGUGUACCUGAGCACUAAGGGGAAAUACAUGGUGGCUGUGGAGAUCUUCUCCAUCUUGGCCUCCAGUGCUGGCUUAUUAGGUUUCAUCUUUUCCCCCAAAUGCUACAUCAUUGUGUUGCGGCCUGAUCUAAAUGACAAACAGCAGUUAAUAAGGAGGAAACAGUAGUAUAUCCCACUGCCAGUCUUUUCUUUCAGACUACUCUAUAGUUAAUAUUCAUAGGCUCUCCAUCAUACAGUUAUUUUGUAGUAAUUGCUUUGUACCAUUUUUGUUGUCAGCAGUGUCCUCUUUGAGAUAUUAGACCAUUAAAGCCUAGGAGUUAUCCAUGUGCUGAAACUACAGAUUGGCACUGCUACAGGUGCCACAUAGUACCCAUUCAUUUCAUAGUAGAUCCGCCCCUGUAUAAACCUUCCUAUUUUCAAACCGAACCUGCCUUCCCCUAGUUUGUUUUAGUGUAAUAGUCAGUAAGCUAAAAAAGGGAGGUUCAUGCAGGAAGGUUUAGAGGACAGAUAAUGCAUAUUCUAUGGUCAUGUGAAGCACUCCUUCUCUGAAAAAAGACAGGCUCACUGUUCUUUUCUUAUUCUUUGUAGUUUACUUUGUGUGCCCUUUGUGUGGCGUCUCAGGAAUUGACAGAGAUGGCUUUUCAUGAAACAUCACAAAACAUGUUUUUCUCCAUUCUUCCGAUCUUCCCAGCAAUAACAGCACCUAGUUAUUAUCUCAUUGGUAAUUAUCACACUUGUCAUCACUGAAUCUCCUUUGGAUAAGGUCCUCAUAGAUUUUGAGAGAAUACUAGUCAAAGACUAGUAUUAAAGUAUCCCUUCCUGCCAUUUCAAACAAUGGGGAGGGCAGAGGAAGAGGCAGUAUUUCCACUUUUCACUUGGAGAGUUGUAAUUCAGUCUUUUAAUCUGUGGAUUGGUGGAAUGACAUGGCAUUUGUGUGAGGGCAAAAGAUUCUAGUGAGGUUGGUUCUGAAGCUAACAGGCAUGUUCUCGAUGGAAGUGAAGGUGUGUGACUCGAAGGAACAUUUGCCUCAGCAUGCUGCUGAUUAUUGUGUCCAUUCUCUCCUUUCUGCCAUGUGUGAUGUGCAAACAUAACAAACGUUGCACCACCAAUCAUUCGCUCAGCAUUCCACAUGAAUUCUAUCAGCCUGGUGACUUUAUAAUUGGUGGACUUGCUUCUCAUAUCUUUGGCUCUUUUGCUAAAGAAGACUUCAGAGAAAUCCUUAUCACCCAUCAAGUCCGUACUUUCUUGUAAGUAGUAAUCAAGUACACAUCAACAAUUCUUUUGAUUCUGAUUCCCCAAUGCUAACCAUAAAUUUCGGUAGGAUCCCCCCCCCCCGUCAGAGGUAUGAAUAGUAGAGGUGCUAAACUGAGGAGUUACCUUAGAGGAAGGGAAAUGGUGAUCUGAAACUGCUAGUAAGAUGAGAUAGCUUGGACUUGCUGAUCAGUUCUGAUCCCCCAUUUCCUCCCUCCUCUUCACAAUUUUCUUCCAGGCAGUGCUUCAUUAGAGGAGCAAAGGUUUAGUUUUACUUGGAAAUCUGAGCUUCCAAUGUGGAAGCCCUUCUUGAAAUGAGGGGCUUCUGAAUGCACUGAAGAGCCAAAGAAGUAAGAGAAGCAGAGUCCCCAAAGAGGUGCAAACAGCAGAGUCACUUUCAGAUGACUUGUUUAUUUAGCAUUCAUCCAUAUUAGACAGUGUUGGCUUUUUAAUGAGCACUCAUUCUGAUUUGUUUGUGUGGAGCUUAUAUAAUGUGUGAAGCUUGCAUUGUCCCAUACUUUGCGCUGAAUUUCCUCAUAGGUGUUAGAAUCACAACCCAAAACAUUGGAAGCACCCUCGGAGAAGUAAUCAACAUCCAACAGUUGAAAGCUUCCAGUACCCAUCACCAGGCAGGAGGGGAGAUAUAGGGGAUGGGGGAGGUGACAGGAUACUCCCCAAAGUGCAAGUGGUAAAAUAGCUCUCUGGUUUCACUUUGAGUUCUUGAGAGAGGCUUGCUUUGACCCCAGAGUGUGUUAUGGUGAGGGAUGGGGAGAGAAAUAGAAAUUCCACCUGUUUCUAGGCUCUCCACAGCACCAUCCUGAUUUCAGAGGUAAGGGAGCAUGUUGGGGGUAAAGUGAGGUGCCCUUCUCUGGUCUUAACAUUAAAGCAAUCCUGAUAAGAGUUUUGGGUGAGGAAUCUAACAAAUGUAAACAAAUUAUGCAUAGCUCUGAUGAGGUAAAGAGGGACGGCCAAUUCAGUAGAUACUCUUGUAAGAGCAGCCACACUACAGUAUAGGCAAAGGCUCCCAAAGGAUAGCAUGUUGGAGAAGAGGUGUGAGCCCUUCCCUGGUCUAUCCCUUGGAAUAUUAAACCAAGCCUGAAAAGAGUUUUUGGUGAGGAAUCUUAAAAGCUGAUCUUACCUUUGAAGUAGGGUUUUUAGAGCCCCAUUUGUUCUCCUCCAAGCCAGGCUAUGACAAACACACAUGGUACCCCAAGUUGAAAAUAUGUCAAGCUGAAAAUGUUUCACGGAUCUAGAAAUGUUGGUUACUAUCCUUCCUCUAUCCAUUACAGUAUUAUGCCUAAGAACUAUCAGCAUAUUCUGGCUUUGGUGUUUGCGGUCAAGGAGAUCAAUGAGAACCCCAUGAUCUUGCCUAAUAUCACCUUGGGAUUCCACAUCUAUGACAGUUACACCAGUAAAAGGAUGACCUACCGGGCCAUUCUGGACCUUAUUUCCAUGCAUCCCAACUACAGGUGCGGAAUUGAAAAAAAUCUGAUGACUGUCAUUGGGGGUCUUGACUUUGGAACAUCCCUCUACAUAGCAACCAUAUUGGGUGUCUACAAGAUUCCCCAGGUAAAAUACUGAUUUGGGCACUUCACAGCUCACUUAUUAUUAUCUUUCCUAACCAGUGUUCGGCGUUUCCGUGCGCUGCUCUGGUUCGCCAGAAGCGGCUUAGUCCUGCUGGCCACAUGACCCGGAAGCUGUACGCCGGCUCCCUUGGCCAAUAAAGCGAGAUGAGCACCGCAACCCCAGAGUAGGUCACGACUGGACCUAAUGGUCAGGGGUCCCUUUACCCUUGACCUUUAACCAGUGUUCACCCAGUGUUUGCCAUAGCUCAGUGCAGGCACCUCUCAGUUGGGCACCAUUGCCAUUCUAUGAGAACAAGAGAGAAGUUCAAGGUGGGCUCCAGCACCUCUUUUUCUAGAAAAAUUGCACUGGGUUUUAAAAACGUAAUUUAAUGGUAAGUCACUUUAGGAGGUUUUCUAUAUUUAAAGGAUUUAGAUAUAUAAAAAUAUAAAUAGCUAAAAUAAUUUUUUUUUAUAAGUUCACCUUGCAUCUGAAAGAAAACAUUAUUGGUGCCUGGUGAGCUAUAAAUGGGUUGCUGUGACCAAAAGGUUGUCUCUGAUGUCACCUUUUACACUUUCCAUGAGGAGGAAAGUGAGAGAAUAGCCUGUCGACAUGCAGAGGGCCGGGAGGCCAGCUGGCUAGCCCCGGCUGGGCCGUCUCCUUCCAGUGGCCCGGUGCGAAGACCAUCGCCUCUGCUCCGACAUAAAUCAGUGAGCCGGGCUUCACAGCCAGGGCACACAAUCAGCAGAUCGAACUGUGCACACGGAAUAGGCGUGAGGCUUGUGGAAGCAUUCUAAAACUAAAGAUUUAUUAAUCAUAAAUCAGGACAAAAAAACAUGUCAUCUCUCUCUCACAUGUUGUCUCAGAGAGAACAGCAAAAGCAAAAGCAAUACACACAACGGAAGUUCCCAGCAUACUGUGCUGGAAUGUAAACAGACAUGUGACACGUAACAAUCCCAUGUCUGUUCCUUAAGGUGGAAUGGAAAUGUCAACAUAGCCUCUGCCAGGGCCGUCCCUACCAUAGUAUCAAGUAAAUAACCAUAUCAGGCUGUUUGUGAUGGUCUGGGAUUCGGACUCGGAGGCUGAACCUGAGGAAUCCCAGCCUGCACAGGAUUCCCCGCCUCCAGAACCAGCUGAGCCAGGGCUGGGGCUUCAGCCUGAUGCGUCCUCACCUGUGCUGGCUCCUCAGGUGCAGGCACCAGCUGAGUCUGCUCUGGCUCCUGAGGUGAUGGAGGACCCAUUGCCUGCAGGUGCUCCACUCUCAGCCCCGUCAGGGGAAGCUCUGGGUCCGGUAACCCUCCAGCCUCUCCUGAGCUGCAGAGGCUCAGGACAGAGAGGCGGAGGGAACUAAGUUCCCGCAGCAGGAGUGCUCACCUCCAGGCCAGGGGAGGCGAGUCACCUGUGGACUGGGGCCGCCAUAUGCCUCAGGGCAGAUAAAAGCCAGCCAGCCCCAGUCCCAAGUUGUGGGACCAACAUUGUUGGUAGCCAGUUCCUGCCUGAACCCUGUCCUGCUUGUCUGCCGGAGCUCCUGACCUCACCCGACUCCAUGCCUUGGACCCAGCUUCAGCUUUGACGGACAGCCUCCAUACUGCACCCUUGACCUCAGACUGGGACCUCGCCUCACGGUUAACCCAUGGGACCAGCACACCGUUCUUCUUAAAUCAGUGCUAGGGGCUGGGUUCCCACAUGUGUGAGCUUUUAGGGGGCACAUGGCAAUGGUAGUUGGGGCAAGAGACAUCCCUCUAGUUCUGUAGGCUGCAGUUCAGCCAUGCAAACACCAGAUGUUUCCAAAUCAACCUCUCUCUAUCCAGGCAAGCAAGAGGCAGUAUUACUGUUCAGAGACACAUACUAGCCAAGUAUAUGAACUGUGUGGCACAGGAUGAGUGAGACAUAUGUCCUGGGGGCAAGCUCUGUAGAGUAUCCCGAGGGCAACAUAAGGACCUGGGUGUGAGGUUACGCAUCCUUCUACAAUCCAGUGUCUAUGACUUUUUCUUGGAUGUUGGAGCUAUGUAUGCAACACAGCCUCUCCUGGUUCCUAUCUUGGGAAAUGCAGUUUUCUCUCCCACUCUUUUUGACAGAACAGACACCGCAUAUGAGUUCCUUCUACUACAUCCAUGAACCAAUUUAUAUUUCUUCAUUUCCUUUCAGCUCAGUUAUGGCUCCUUUGCUCCACAGAACACGGAUCAAAGCCAAUCCACUCCCUUCUACCGGAUGGUGCCCAGCGAUGACCAUCAGUACACUGGGAUUGUUGAGUUACUUCUCCACUUUUCAUGGACAUGGGUCGGAUUACUUGCUGGCAAUAAUGACAGCGGAGAGAAGUGUAUGCAGACUCUGCAACCUCUGCUUUCCAGGAAGCAUAUUUGCUCGGCCUUCUUAGAGAGAACUCCCCAAACUAGUUAUGAAUAUAAUAACAUUCAUUUACUGUAUCUCCAAGUGAAUCAAGUGAUUGUGAAGAGCAAAGCCAGUGCUGUUAUUUUCUGCGGGAAUUCUGCAUCCAUACUUGCGUUACAACCAAUGUUAGCACAAUGUGAAAGGGAAAAUGUGGCUGGGACUCCUAUGAGGAAAGUGUGGAUUCUGACUGCUCAGCUUGAUUUCAUAGGAACCACUUAUCCAACAAGAUGGGAUAUGCAAGUCUUCCAAGGUUCCAUCUCCUUUACAGUUCAUUCAAACGAGGUGCAAAGAUUCAGAGACUUUCUUCAGCUCCUAAACCCCUUUGAGGAAAAUGGAGACGACUUUCUCAAGCAGUUUUGGACCCUGGUUUUUCGCUGUUUAUUUCCAAACUCCAACACAGAGGAGAAGCCCAGUGGAAGCUGCACCGGAGAUGAGAAGCUGGAGGAUCUCCCUUCAUCUGAUUUUGAGAUGAGCAUGACUGGCCACAGCUACAGUGUCUAUAAUGCUGUCUAUGCCAUGGCACAUGCUUUACAUAACACAUUCUUGCACAGGUCCAAACAGAGGGCAGCGAUGGAAGGAGAGAUGCAGGAGCUACCAAAACUGCAAGCUUGGCAGGUACUGGUUACCAUUUGACAUGGGCAGUAUCAUGAUGUCCAGGGGUAUGUGCAACAGUGCCCUGAAAAUUAGUAUCGAUAACCAUACAGCAUUUCUCUCAUUCAACUUCAGUCUCUUCUAUUAUUAUUUCCUUCCUUCUGUGCAAUAAACGCUCAGUGUGGCUCUUUUGCAUUUUCCCUAUAGAGAAUUUGAGAAAUAAAUUUGAUGGUUUUUCCAAGACACAAUAUAUUGGAAGUGACUGUCUAAGUCAGGCUUCCUCAACCUUGGCCCUCCAUAUGUUUUUGGCCUAGAACUCCCAUGAUCCCUAGCUAGCAGGACCAGUGGUCAGGGAUGAUGGGAACUGUAGUCUCAAAACAUCUGGAGGGUCGAGGUUGUGGGCGAGAUCCCAUCUCUCCUCAUUGCCCAUGGUGUCUGCCAGAACUGCAAAGCCAUUGCAGACAGGGAUUUGAAAAGGGAAGAUAUCAUUUGCCAGGAAAUAGACCCCAUUCUCUGAUCGUUUAUGUAGGAAUUAAACACUAGUUCCUAUUUACAGAGUUAUGUGGAAGAGAGCUUGGGUUGUUUGGCCCUUUAAGUAGUUCCUUUUCCCCUCCUAUAAAAACUAUGCAAUUGACUCUCUUUUACAUUUUAAACAGAGAAUAACUUUUAUUCAGUGUACUUGCACGGGUUAGAUUAAAUAUUCCAAACAGGCAGGUGUUCCUUAUGUUACCAAUACACUUUACAUAGAUUUGAACCUAAGACAAAAACUGCUACAGACUGACUAACUCUGAGACAGGAAGCAGCAUAACAGAACAUAACUGCUGCUCUGUUAAGACUGUUCAUAACUGCCAUAAUUGUACCAACUGAAAAAAGUGCCUCCUGCAAAGGACAUCACAGAAUUCUCUAGCCCUUGUGAGCAUUAAGCCUUUCCUUAGCAUUUUGGAUGCUUUCAUCUCACAGUUUAGGGGCUGGGGGAGUGAGGUCCUCCAUUGCUCUUUCCCUUUUACAAGCUCUCAUCCCCUUACGCUGCUAUUGGGGACCUUUAAGACACUUAUUGGUUAGUUGGAAAAGUCCUACCAAGCCAGCAAUUCCGGUGGCUUCUCCAAUUGCUCUGUGGUUCUUCCGACCAGGGAGAGGGGAGGAAGGGGAGAGUUUUAGCCACCAGUGUUUCUUGUAGUGAAGUGGGCAACAAUGAAUUCAGUGCCUUUGAUGAUGAAUUUGUUGUGCAAGAUGGUCCAGAGUGGAAUGGCAAGAUAUUAUUGAGACUUUUGGGGGCUACUGCAUCUGUAAUCAAAAGCUUCCACCCUGUGGCUUCAGCCCUUGUAAUUGUUUCUUGUUCAGCAGGGAACUAUGUGCUUUAGCUUAUUUAAAAGGUCUAGAAACCACCCUUCAAAAGAUUUAAAGCUCUACUCCCAGCUUUAAAAUCCCUGUCAUUUACAGGAAGACUCUGCCCCAAACUGAGUUCAGUAAGGAGUGACAUUCGGGCUUUAAUUCAUUGCUCCUUUGUUUCCCUUUCAAUGCAGCUUCACCCCUUUCUUAGGAGUGUCUCAUUUAACAACAGUGCUGGAGAAAAAGUAUCUUUUGGUGAAAACAGGGAAUUAGAAACAGGAUUUGAUAUUACGAACUUGGUCACUUUCCCAAAUAACUCCUAUGUGAAAAUCAAGGUUGGGAGGAUAGAUCUGGAGGCUCCCCCAGGAAAGCAAUUUUCCAUUCAUGAGGACAAAAUGGUGUGGCAUAAAAGUUUUCUCCAGGUGAGGAAUGACAGCAAUGUCCAUGAGAUGUGGGUAAACAAAAUAUUAUUGCAUUGCAGAUCAUGAGUCAAGUGUGUUCCUAUCAAAGUGUGGUACAUAUCUUGAAACACAUGUGGAACAUGGAAUCCUUAUUUUGCUUUUUUAUUUUUUAAGGACCCGUUACCCAGUAUGUUUUCCAGGUCUUCAUACUACACCCCUGAUUGCUCCUUGUCUUUGGCAGGAAGACAUGAAGGAAGCUUUUAAAAGGAGUCAGCUGAAGCCUCUUUUCAGUUGGGAAAUGUGAUAAUAACACAAUGUUCCAAAUCCCAGAGAGGCUUCUAAGCAUGUUCAGAUAUGUGUGUUAGACUGUUCCUUACACCCCCCUACUCAGCACAGGAAGAUCAGAGGGGGAACAAGUACACCAAGGAUGUCUCUGGACAUUGGGUGCAGGGCUGGUGAAUAUUCACCCACUCUUCAAUUUGAGCCCCUGUGCAUUUUCUGUAGUGCCUGAAGGAGGCUCAAAAGAAAGCCAUUUUAAGCACCUCUCCACCCCCCAGUUGUGGGUAGUGGUAUUUUUCACCCUGAAUUGGUUCUGAGGAGGUCAUUCGCACCUCUUAGUCAAUACUAAAACCCCACUGCGCAUACAAUACUGAGAAUGCUUGGAAUGACAUGCGUUCCUAAUUGUAGCUGAGAUAAUGGGAGCCAAAGAGCCUAUACAUCUAUAUGUGCUAAACUGUUCCCAUGCUUAUUCCAAUGCACAGGUUCCACCCCAUUCUGUGUGUAGCCCAAGUUGCCCUCCUGGAUCCAGAAAGAAAAAGAAGGAGGGGGAGAAAUUCUGCUGCUAUGAUUGUGCUCCAUGUCCCGAAGGAAGGAUUGCUUCCCAGAAGGGUAAGAGACACAACUCUUCCCCCUUCCCCCCCUCACACACUGCAGUGGCCAGGCCAUCCCGAUCCAAAUAUCUCCACAGUUGACAUACCAGAUGAAGAUCCAAUACUUAAAUUACACAUAAUAUAUUCAUUCCAUAAAUCAUAAAUACAUUUAUUUUAGGCUCUGCCAAGCCUUGAACUUCCUUCCACUCCUUUGGUAAGUAUCAAAUAGACUUUAUAUUCACGUAUUUUAUCUCUUUUACAUAAUAACCUUUUACUGUUAGAGUUAUUCCAAUCCCGCCAGUGUCGUUUAAAGUUUAGUCCCAAUAUAUAUCCAAUAUUUAAUCCAAUUAUCAUGAAAUUUCUGUUCAUCUUGAUCUCUUAUUCUUCCUGUUAUUCUAGCGAGCUCGGCAUAAUUUGUUAAUUUAAUCUGCCAAUCACUUAUAUUAGGUAUGGCGUCCGUUUUCCAAUUUUGUGCUAACAUGAUUCUUGCGGCUGUUGUGGCAUAUAAAAAUAAUACCUUAUCUUCUUUUUUGAUUUCUUUACCUGUCAUUCCUAGCAGAAAGGCUUCGGGUUUUUUGGGAAACGUGUAUUUAAAAAUUUUUUUAAGCUCGUUAUAAAUCGAUUCCCAAAAGCCUUUCACUUUGCUGCAUAACCACCACAUAUGGUAGAAGUCACUAUCUACUUCUCCACAUUUCCAACAUCUUUUGUUCUUUAACCUAUAGAUCUUGGCCAGUUUCACUGGUGUGAGGUACCACCUAAAUAUCAUUUUCCACAUAUUUUCCCUUAAUGCCAUACAUGCCGUGAACUUCAUGUUAAUAUUCCAUAAUUCUAGCCAUCUCUCAAAAUCGAUAUUAUAGCCGAUGUCUAUUGCCCACUUAGUCAUAACCUCCUUCACCUCUUCGUCUUUUGUAUACCACUCCAAUAAAAUAUCGUAUAUUCUAGACAGUAUUUUGUUCUUUCCUUCAACAACUUCCACAUUGAAUUUGGAUUUUUUAUCUUCGAAUCCUAUUUUCUUUUUAUCUUCUUUUAACAGGUCAUUUACCUGGUGGUAUUGCAGCCACCCAGUAAAUGAGUUUUUAAUCUCUUCAUAGGGUCUAAGUUUUAUACCUUGAUCCGUUUUCCUAGUCAGUUCUUCAUAGGUAGGAUUCUUCCCUUCCAUAUUAACUUUUUGACCGUUAACAACACUGUUUGUGAGAUACACCAGGGUGUCUUCCUUUCCAGUAGGUUUUUAUUUCUUUCCCAUACUUGGAAUAUUGGCCCUCUAAAAAUAUGGUUUAAAAAGCCUCUAUGUACUUUCACCUUUUCAUACCACAGGUACGAGUGCCACCCGUACCUGUUAUCGAAGCCUUCAAGAUCCAAGAUGUCUCUGUUUUCUAGUGUUAUCCAGUCUUUCAACCACGAUAAACACGCCACCUCAUAGUAUAAACAUAAGUCUGGAAGGGAGAAGCCCCCUCUUUCUUUUUUAUCUACCAGUAUUUUCAUUUUUAUUCGCGGUCUUUUUCCCUGCCAGAUGUAUCUCGCCAAGGCUCUUUGCCAUUCUUUACAUUGCUUUAAACCUUUAAGUACCGGGAUGGUUUGAAAUAAAAAUAACAUUCUAGGCAAAACGUUCAUUUUAAUAACCGCUAUCCUCCCCAAAAAAGAUAAUCUCAUUCUCUCCCAGAUUUCUAAGUCUUUCUUAAUGUUCUUCCAGGUGACCUCAUAGUUAUCCUUAUAUAGAUUGAUGUUCUUAGCCGUAAUCCAGACUCCAAGGUACUUCGCCUUCUUUGCCAUCAUAAUUCCGGUUUUUUGUUCUAGGUCUACUAUAUCUUCUUUAGAUACAUUUUUAGUCAGUAUUUUAGUCUUAUUCUUAUUGACCUUAAAGCCUGCCACAGCACCAAACUCUUCAAUUUUUUGAAGGGCUUCUUUUACACUGUGCUUUGGAUCUUCUAAUGUUAGAGCAAUGUCAUCCGCAAAAGCUUUAAUUUUGUGUUCCUUAGUUCCUACCCUGACUCCUUUAACCUCUGCUGUAUCCCUCAGCCUCUUAGUAAGUACUUCCAAUACUAAGAUAAAUAAUAGGGGGGACAGAGGGCAGCCUUGCCUUGUCCCUUUAGAAAUAUCAAAAAAUUCUGAUGUAGUAUUAUUUAUUAUAAGUUUUGCCUUUGCUCAUGAUAGAUAGCCUCUAUACCUUUUCUGAAUCUUUCUCCCAUCCCCAUCCUUUUCAAAUUUUCCAUCAGAAAGCGCCAAGAGACAUUAUUGAAUGCCUUCUCCGCAUCGAUAAAUAUCAAGGCCGCCUGUUUAUCUAUUCUAGUUUCCAGGUAUUGAAUAAUAUCUAUCACAUUUCUUACGUUAUCCUUUAGUUGUCUUCCUGGUAGGAAGCCCGUUUGAUCUUUAUGAAUUCUAUUUUUUAAUACCCUUUUUAGUCUUUCUGCCAUUAUAUCCGCAAACAGUUUAUAAUCGUUAUUUAAUAACGAAAUCGGCCUAUAGUUCUUCACCUCUAAGGCAUCCACAUCUUUUUUAGGUAUUAAAGUAAUAUAUGCUUCCUUCCAGGUAUUCGGAAUCCUUCCCUCUUUUAAAAUAUUAUUCAUCACUUCACAUAGAAUUGGGCAUAAUUGCUCAAUGUUUUAUAGUACUUGGCUGGUAGGCCAUCCGGCCCCGGCGCUUUCCCAAUUUUCAUCUUUUUUAUUGCCUUCCUUAUCUCAUCUUCUGUAAUCCUCUGGUCUAAUAACUCUUUCUUUUCUAUGGCAAUCUGUUGUAUCUGGUUUGUUGGGAAAUAUCUAAGAUAUUUCCGAUUUCAUCCUAAGAGGUCCAUAUUGGAGGAAUUUGUAGUUGCUCUUUAAGACAUGAUGAGUCUGCAUCUAAUCUUUUCUUUUUUACCUCAGACAUGAAUGACUGUAUUGGAUGCUCAGAAGAUCACUAUCCAAACAAGGACCAAACACAAUGCAUUCCAAAGACAAUAAGCUUCCUGACUUUUGGAGAACCACUCGGGAUGUCCAUAGCAUUUCUCUCUCUCCUUUUCUUUCUGCUCACUCUUUUGGUCCUAGUAAUCUUUGCUAAGCAUCAAGACACACCCCUCGUCAGGGCCAACAAUCGAGAUCUGACCUACACUCUCCUCACGUCUCUCCUCCUUUGCUUUCUCUGCCCCUUCAUCUUCCUCAGCCAACCAGAACGAGUGAGCUGCCUGCUCCGACAAAUGACUUUUGGUGUCGUUUUCACUGUGACAGUUUCUUGUGUGUUGGCUAAAACCGUCACCGUUGUUUUGGCCUUUGUGGCCACCAAACCAGGUUCCAGAAUGAGGAAAUGGGUAGGGAAAAGAGUGGCAAGUGCCUUUGUGUUGACUUGUACUAUUAUCCAAGCUGGUAUUUGCACUGUGUGGCUGGGAACCUCUCCCCCAUUUCCCCAUUUUGACAAGCAUUAUGUGACGGGAGAAAUCAUUCUAGGCUGCAACGAAGGGUCAGUUGCCCUGUUUUACUGUGUCCUGGGCUACAUGGGCUUUUUGGCCAUUCUCAGCUUUGUUGUGGCCUUUUUUGCCAGGAAACUGCCUGACAGCUUUAAUGAGGCCAAAUUCAUCACCUUCAGCAUGUUGCUGUUUUGUAGUGUUUGGAUCUCCUUUGUUCCAGUCUACCUGAGCUCCAAGGGGAAACACAUGGUGGCUGUGGAGAUCUUCUCCAUCUUGGCCUCCAGUGCUGGCUUACUGGGCUCCAUCUUUGGCCCCAAAUGCUACAUUAUUAUGCUGAGGCGUGACCUAAACAUCAGAGAGCAAUUAAUGAGAAACUGAAUUAGAGAUUUUUUUUUUUUUAGAGGCAGGGAAUUUAAAACCAACCAACCAAGCAACCCAGCAACAAACCAACUGACAAACCAACCCAUUUUCUUGCCUUUCUUGAUGGUUCCCCAGGUUUGUUGUGUCGUGGUUGAUACUUCACAAAUGGUACCGGAACAUUGUUGUCCUUUCACAGACCAUCUCAGACUGCAGUUUUACAAUUAAUUGGCAAUAAUAUCCAUGGAAGUUACUGCAGUUCACUACAUGUAUAUGGGAUUGCAGUUUUAAUAAAAUAUUCUAGUAUACAUUGUACACACAAUAUUUACUCAUGACAUAUUUGUAUUACCCAACAUUUAGCAAGAGGAGAUUUAUUUUGAAGGGACAUUCACAAAUGUUUGUUCUAUUUCCAAAUCCUUUUCCUCAGCCAUGAGGCCAGGUCACUAUGACAGCAUAAAGACAUUGUAUGAGCUAUAUGAAAAUGCUAUCAAUAAGAUACAACACAUACAUACCCCUUUUGUUUUAUUUAACCUAUUUUACCAAAUUUUAGUCUUAUAAUAUAUCUAGUCAUAUGGUGUACGCGUGAUAAGAAAUCAAAGGACUUGAGAUCAACAUGGUUUGAUCCACCGUGUGUCCAGAAUAUUUGUAAUCACCAUGGAAUUUCCUUUUCCAAAUACACAGAGGUAUUUGUUAAAUCACAACAAUAUAUGCUGCAUUCAUGUUCCAAGUCUGCACUGAUGCAUGGGCAUCAGUGGGGGGGGGGGCAGGACUUUUGUUAGGAGGGCAGAACCGACAUGAUUGGUCAGUUCGUUAAGUAUUUCUGUUGUUUUCCUUGAUCUUUUGGGUAUACCCAUGCACUGAUGCUGCAUAAUGUUCUCUCUCUCUCUCUCUCUCUCUCUCUCUCUCUCUCUCUCUCCUUUCUGAUUUUACUUCUGUAAAUUCCCCCCGUUUUCUUAUAAUUUUAAUUUUAAAAUAAAAGUUAUAUAAAAAAAUUAAAACGUGUGAACAUGAACGGACAGCAGUUGAAUACUCUCUCUCUCUCUCUCUCUCUCUCUCUCUCUCUCUCUCUCACACACACACACACACAUUAUGGAGUCUUUUUUCUGUUACUGUCAGUGCUCUAUCCUGUUUUGAGCCUUGUAAAUGGUGACUAUUCCUCCUCCUGUAGUGCAGGAGCAACAUCUUAGCAAUCACACCUUUUUGGGAGACACAUCUAAACUUCUAUGUAGAUGAAUGUUAACAAUCUAUAUAUUAGCAGUCAAUAGGGCUGGGGAGAAAUUCUAUUCACAAUCUAUCGUAUUGGCAUUGCCCAAACAAGGUGGGGACUGAAACAGAGCGAUCCUUCAAAAUUCACACUUAUCUAAAUCUGCAAUUCCAUUCCCCAACCACGCCAUGUUUACAAAAAUGUGUAGAUUAGGGGGAAACAUGCAUAAAAAUGACUGCAAGUGAAAAUAACAUAUUAAAGCCAUAAUAUUAUGAGAAAUAGGGAGGCGGGUGGCGCUGUGGGUUAAACCAUAUAGCCUAGGACUUGCCGAUCAGAAGGUCAGCAGUUUGAAUCCCCACCAUGGGGUGAGCUCCCGUUGCUCAGUCCCAGCUCCUGCCAACCUAGCAGUUUGAAAGCAUGUCAAAGUGCAAGUAGAUAAAUAGAUACCGCUCCAACGGGAAAGUAAAUGGCGUUUCCGUGCACUGCUCUGGUUCGCCAGAAGCCGCUUAGUCAUGCUGGCCACAUGACCCAGAAGCUGUACGCCGGCUCCCUCGGCCAAUAAAGCGAGAUGAGCGCCGCAACCCCAGAGUCAGUCACGACUGGACCUAAUGGUCAGGGGUCCCUUUACCUUUACCUAUUAUGAGAAAUUGCUUGAAAAACUGUGUAUAUUAGUCGAAACUGCAUACAAUAAUGUGCUUAUUGUGGGAAUUAGACUCUAGUUUCCAUUUGCAGAGUUUAUGUAAGACGUGCCUGAGUCAUUUGACCCUUUAAUUACCGUACUUUUCCGUGCAUAAGAUGAGGGGUUUUUUACUCAAAAAUAAGGUUAAAAAUCAGGGGACAUCUUAUACACGGACAGUGCAUAUACAGGACGGGUGAUUGGUUGCAGCUGCGAGCAGGAGUUUGUCAGUGGUGAUUGGGUGGGUGAUUGGUGGCUGGUGCAAGGGCUGCUUAGGAUUGGCUGAUGGUCCGGUGAUUGGGUAGAUGAUUGGUGGUUGUGUGAAGGGCUGUGGAGGAUUGGCUGCCGCUGUGGCAAUUGUGUGUGUGUUCGGCUGCCACUGGCUGCGAGCGGGCAGACGCUUGUUUUAUUCUGCAUUGUGUGCGAUUGGCAGCAUGGGGUGAGUGAUUUUCGGGGCAUUCCCCUCCAAAAAACAGCUCAACAACUCUGGGCCAUCUCCCUCCAUUUUCUUAAUUUGGGGUCCCCAAAAUUAGGGGGUGUCUUAUACACGGGUGCGUCUUAUACAUGGGAAAAUACAGUAGUUCUCUUUUCCCAAGCCACCCUAUAUUAAAGUUUAAAGAACAAAAAACUUUUACUUAGUGUGCUUGCAGUUGCAGAUUAAAUAUACAAUGCAGGUUGGUGAUACUUAAAUUGCUAUAACAUCUUACAUAGAUUUGUAUCCAAGACUGACUAACAUUUACAGAUUGAUUAAUAUUCUGAGGCAGAAAGCAGUACAACGGUCCAUACCUGCUGUUCUAACUGUUAAGGCUGUUCACUAACUUCCAUAAGUGUUCCAACUGAAAAUAACUGCUACAGAGUUUAUGACAUCACAGAGUUCUACAGCUUUUGCAGUCAACCCUUUAAAUAUGCAUCUUGGGUGCUAACAUCCCACAUUUAUCAGAAGUUCACACUAAAAUGAUGGGGGGGGAUCAUGAUUUUUUUAAAAAUAAAAAUGGUAGAUCUCUACAAAAAUGUGGAGAACUGAAUUUAAGAUGCGAAAUAUGAGAAACCAAGUGAACUGAAAUUGAAAUAUCCUUCCAUCUUUGGUAGUCUUUCAGAUUUUUUAUUUCUUUAUCUUAUUUAUAUCGUAACUUUGAACAAGCAUUUCUGCUUUAAAAGCAGACUGACUCACUGAUCUUUCCUUACUCCUUGUAGUUUACUCUGUGCGUACUUUUGUGGCCCCAUGAAGUGACCAAAAUGGCUUUUGAUGAAACAUCACAAACAAGUUUUCCUCCUUUCUUGUUGGCAAUAAAGUCACCCAGUUAUUAUCUCAUCUAUAAUUAUUACACUGUCAUGACUGUGGAUAAGAUCCCUAUAGAUCUCUAGAGAAUACCAGUCAAAGUCUAAAAAUGGGUAUAAAAAAAUCCCUUCCUGCCAUUUCAAGCAAGGGAUAGGGCAGAGGUAGAGGCUGGAUUUCCACUUUUCUCUGGGAGAGUUGAACUCUGUUGAAGAGUUCUGAAGCUAAUGAUCAUGUUGUAGAUGAUCUGACAUAAGUGAGAUUAAGGUAGUCUGACUAGAAAUUUUUUUUUGCCUCAGUAUGCUGGUGUUUAUUGUGUCCAUUCUCUUCCUUUUGCCUCAUAUGGUGUGCAAACACACCACUAGUUGUACUCUCAACUAUCUGCUCAGGAUCCCACAUGAAUACUACCAGCCUGGGGACCUCAUCGUUGGUGCUCUUGCAUCUCACAUCUUUGUUGCUCUGAACAAAGAAGACUUCCGUGGAAUCUUAACUACCCAUCAGCUCCCUAAUCUCUUGUAAGGACUCCGUACAUCAAGUAGCCAUAGGAUUCUGACUCAUUUCCCAAUCCCAUCCAUGGUCACUCAGAAGCAAGUCCCAGGGAUUUCAGCGGGAUUACUUUCAGGCAGAGGUGGGGAAGACAUCUGCAAAACUAAGGCGUAAGCGUGGAGCGAGGGAGAUGGAGAACAAACAGGCAAAAGUGUUCAGACAAAAGGCAAAUAAGGGGGCCAGGAGAAAACUGUUUAAAAGUAUUCCUCGUGUGGAGAAAGUUAAUCUGUCUCUGAUAAUAUUAGAACUUGGGUCCUCCUAUGUAGAAUAAUGGUAGAUUCAGGAAGGACAAAAGAAUGUUGUUCACACAACAUAUAGUAAAACGAUGGAAUUUGUUCCCAUAAGAUGUAGUGAUGGGCAAAAAAAUUGGAUGGCUUUAAAUGAGGAUUAGACAUAUUAGAGGGACACGGGUGGCACUGUGGUCUAAACCACUGAGCCUCUUGAACUUGCCGAUCAGAAGGUCGGCGGUUCAAGUCCCCACGACGGGGUGAGCUCCCGUUGCUCUGUCCCAGCUCCUGCCAACCUAGCAGUUCAAAAGCACGCCAGUGCAAGUAGAUAAAUAGGUACCACUGUGGCGGGAAGGUAAACGGCAUUUCCGUGCGCUCUGGCUUCUGUCACAGUGUACCAUUGUGCCAGAAGCGGUUUAGUCAUGCUGGCCACAUGACCCAGAAAGCUGUCUGCGGACAAAUGGCAGCUCCCUUGGCCUGAAAAGUGAGAGGAGCGCCACAACCCCAUAGUCACCUUUGACUUAACCGUCCAGGGGUCCUUUAUCUUUUACCGGGG